AUGAUUUGGUCCCUGUAUCGAAAUCACAGUGGAACUGACAACGUGAUUUCGUUCCAUACGCAUAUCAAUGAGACACAUCAAAUACUAUGUGAACUAAUAGGCUCUCCAGCGAUCGGUGAAGACAGUAUUGAUGAUAGAGAUCUGAAUUUAGCUACGUUACUGAACUAUGAUGAUAAAUUUGUUGAAUCAUCCAGUGAUGAGAAAAAUGAUGAAUCUGAUGCUGAAGAACAACGAACAUCAACAAAAAAAGCAAAAACGAGUAAAUCAGCUGCCAAGGAGGAUCCACCGGCAAAACGCGCAAAAACCGAAGUAAGUGGUACGAAAGCAUCAGUAGCCGCUGCAUCAACUACUGGUCCCAAUGGUGAAAAACGCUACGAGGUUGGAAGAAUGCGGUAUAUCAGUGUCAGUGAAUUUAAAAAUAAGCCGUAUGUGAAUAUUCGUGAAUAUUAUGAUGAUAAAGGCGUUGAAAAACCAGGCAAAAAAGGCAUUUCAUUAUCAUUAGAACAAUGGCAAAAAUUAAAAACGUUUGUUGAUCAAGUUGACAAUGAUCUGAAAAAAUAUUAG
Messenger RNA from Didymodactylos carnosus, 564 nucleotides. The record is from the annotation of a GenBank genome assembly. NCBI's taxonomy places the organism in Eukaryota, Metazoa, Rotifera, Eurotatoria, Philodinida, Philodinidae.